AUGGCUUCCUCCGCCACCAACCUGUCGGCCAACGACAAGAUCCAGCGAUUCCCGGCUCCCAGCCGGCCGCUGAGCCCUCUCCCCGAGCAUGCCCUCUUCACCGACAAGACCCGAUGCUUCGUCUACGGUCUACAGCCCCGAGCCGUCCAGGGCAUGCUGGAUUUCGACUUCAUCUGCAAGCGCGCCAAGCCGUCCGUCGCCGGCAUCAUCUACACCUUCGGUGGCCAGUUCGUCAGCAAGAUGUACUGGGGAACCAGCGAGACCUUGCUGCCCGUUUACCAGCAGGUUGACAAGGCCAUGGCCAAGCACCCCGACGUCGAUGUGGUCGUCAACUUCGCCUCGUCGCGAAGUGUCUACAGCUCCACCAUGGAGCUGAUGGAGAACCCCCAGAUCAAGACCAUCGCCAUCAUUGCCGAGGGUGUCCCCGAGCGACGAGCUCGUGAGAUCGCUCAUGUGGCUCAGAAGAAGGGUGUCACCAUCAUUGGCCCCGCCACUGUCGGUGGUAUCAAGCCCGGCAGCUUCAAGAUCGGUAACACUGGUGGCAUGAUGGACAACAUUGUCGCUUCCAAGCUCUACCGCAAGGGCUCCGUCGGCUACGUCUCCAAGUCUGGUGGCAUGUCCAACGAGCUCAACAACAUCAUCGCCCAGAACACCGACGGUGUCUACGAGGGUAUUGCCAUUGGAGGUGACCGAUACCCCGGUACCACCUUCAUUGACCACCUUCUGCGUUACCAGGCCGAUCCUGAGUGCAAGAUCCUCGUCCUCCUCGGUGAGGUCGGUGGUGUUGAGGAGUACAAGGUCAUUGAGGCCGUCAAGCAGGGUGUCAUCACCAAGCCCAUUGUCGCCUGGGCCAUUGGUACCUGCGCCAGCAUGUUCAAGACCGAGGUUCAAUUCGGUCACGCCGGCUCUUUCGCCAACUCUCAGCUCGAGACUGCUGCCAUGAAGAACCAGAAGAUGGCUGAGGCUGGUUUCCACAUCCCCGAGACCUUCGAGGAGCUCCCCUCUCUCCUCAAGUCUGUCUACGACAAGCUCGUCAAGGAGGGCACCAUUGUCCCCCAACCCGAGCCCGUCGUUCCCAAGAUCCCCAUCGACUACUCUUGGGCCCAGGAGCUUGGCCUCGUCCGAAAGCCCGCUGCCUUCAUCUCCACCAUCUCCGAUGACCGUGGCCAGGAGCUCCUCUACGCUGGCAUGCCCAUCUCUGAUGUCUUCAGGGAGGAUAUUGGCAUUGGUGGUGUCAUGUCUCUUCUGUGGUUCCGCCGCCGUCUCCCCCCCUACGCCUCCAAGUUCCUCGAGAUGGUCCUCAUGCUCACUGCCGACCACGGUCCCGCCGUGUCUGGUGCCAUGAACACCAUCAUCACCACUCGUGCCGGUAAGGACCUCAUCAGCGCCCUGGUGUCUGGUCUCCUGACCAUCGGUUCCCGAUUCGGUGGUGCCCUCGACGGUGCCGCUGAGGAGUUCACCAAGGCUUUCGACAAGGGCCUCAGCCCCCGAGAGUUCGUUGACGGCAUGCGCAAGGCCAACAAGCUGAUCCCCGGUAUCGGUCACCGUGUCAAGUCGCGAAACAACCCCGACUUGCGUGUUGAGCUUGUCAAGGAGUACGUCCUGGCCAAGUUCCCCAGCCACAAGCUCCUCGACUACGCCCUGGCCGUCGAGACCGUCACCACUUCCAAGAAGGACAACCUGAUCCUGAACGUCGACGGCUGCAUCGCCGUCUGCUUCGUCGAUCUCGUCCGCAACUGCGGUGCCUUCUCUGCCGAGGAGGCUGAGGACUACCUCAAGAUGGGUGUCCUGAACGGUCUCUUCGUUCUCGGCCGAAGCAUCGGUCUGAUUGCCCACUACCUCGAUCAGAAGCGACUGCGCACUGGUCUGUACCGUCACCCCUGGGACGAUAUCACCUACCUCCUGCCCAACCUGGCGGAGGCUGGUGCCCCUGGCGCCGAGGGCCGAGUGGAGGUCACUCUGUAA
Messenger RNA from Ilyonectria robusta, 1965 nucleotides. Its product is annotated as citrate synthase-like protein. Gene Ontology annotation, molecular function: ATP citrate synthase activity. NCBI's taxonomy places the organism in Eukaryota, Fungi, Ascomycota, Sordariomycetes, Hypocreales, Nectriaceae. Gene Ontology annotation, biological process: fatty acid biosynthetic process; acetyl-CoA biosynthetic process; tricarboxylic acid cycle. The record is from RefSeq and is a predicted model, not a curated record. The coding region runs from base 1 to 1965 and encodes 654 amino acids. The transcript has 2 exons. Gene Ontology annotation, cellular component: cytosol.